AUGCUCGCUGCUCAUUGGGGCAGCAGCAGCAGCAGUAGUAACAACAACAAUCUAGCAGCCCCUCGUAGUGAAGUCCCUUUUAUUAAGCAGGAGAACCGGUCACAAUCCAUCGACGUCGCCUCCAUGUCCCGAUUACAGCCCAAUGGUGUCUCUCCGCCUCCCCCACAACCGCCGCAGGUACCCGCUUCACAGCCACCACAAAGGACCCAAUCCACGUCUUCGAUGCCCACAAUCCCUCCUCCGUCACGCACAAACAGCCUGCGAAUGGGUGAAAGCAAGCCUCGAUUGAGAGUGCAGAUUCCCAGCGAGCACUCAGAUGCCGGCAGCGCCACUGCUGAUUCCUCCCCGAAAGACUCUGGCACAACUGGCGCUACUCCUGGACGCAGUACGGACGCCUCGCAUUCCUCUGGUGUUGUACUUCCGCCUCCCUCACCCAGUGCCAAUUCGCUACUGAGUGCUGGCGCAACCGGCCCGCCCAACCCCUUCGCUCGUCCCCCACCCCCCUCGAACAACAACUCGUACGGCAGUCGGGACAACAUGGAAACGCCCAUCUCAGCAUUGCCUAGCCGAUUCGUCGAAAAUGGUCUCCUCCCGUCUCCGUCGAGCUUUUACCCGGAAUGGGGUUUUGGCCGUGAAUCCACCAUGUUGCCCAGUCCUCUCAACUUCCAGACGCCUAUUGCUCCGACUGGGCCAAGUUUUAGUCGCGACGACUCUGCCGAUCGCAAGAGGAAACAGUCCGAGGAAGGUUCGGAUGCUGGCAGCCAGAAACGUGUCAAGUCUGAGGUUUAG
Messenger RNA from Plenodomus lingam JN3, 789 nucleotides. The record is from RefSeq and is a predicted model, not a curated record. Lineage: Eukaryota; Fungi; Ascomycota; Dothideomycetes; Pleosporales; Leptosphaeriaceae.